GGGGCCCGCCCCGGGGGCGGUGCCUCCCCCGCCCCGGCCGUGCCGUUCCGUUCCGUGCCGUGCCCGCCGCCAUGAGCGCCCCGGAGCCGGGGGGCCGGGGGCUGAGCUUCGCCGAGGGCCUCCUGCGGCGGCACGGCUGGAGGCAGGGCAAGGGGCUGGGCAAGCGGGAGGACGGCAUCAGCCAGGCCCUCAGGGUGAGGGUGAAGUGCGACAGCGCGGGGGUGGGUCACAAUGCGGCCGAGCAGUUCUCCUUCCACUGGUGGGAUCACGUCUUCAACGAGUCCGCGGCCAACAUCGCUGUGGAGGACGGGCAGGACGGUGUCUGCGUGAGGACCCUUGGUGAGCAGCGCACUGGGAUCAGCAACAAGAAGCCCCGCAAGGCCGCCGGCGCUGGCUGCAAGCUGUACGGCCGCUUCGUGAAGGCAGCCACGCUCACGGCACGCGGGGAGGAGCCGGCAAAGCUGCCUGCAGGCUCGGAGAGCAGCGAGGAGGAGGAGGAGGAGAAAUUGGACCGCUCUUCGGCCCGGAGGCUGACGGACGAGGAGCUGGUGAGAGCAUGCGGGGGCCGCACAGCACACAAGGGGGCCCGUCACGGCCUGACCAUGAGCGCCAAGCUGGCGCGCCUGGAGGAGCAGGAGCGAGCCUUCCUCGCCACCUACGAGCAAAAGAGGGAGCAGCCCCAGCCCGCAGAGCUGCAGGAGAAGAAGAAGAAAAAGAAGAAAAAGAAAUGGGCUGGAGAUGGAGCUGAGGCUGAGGCGCCGCAGAGCUGCGAGCCAAGUGGAGAAGAGGAGGUGGAAGGAGAGGAAGAGAAGGUUGUGAAGAGAAAGAAGAAGAAAAAGAAGGACAAAGAAGAACUGGCUGAGACAGAAUUACCUCUAGAAGAGGCAGAAGGGGCAGAGCAGGCUGGGCACAGCCCCAAGAAGAAGAAGAGGAAGAAGAAGCGGAGGGAGGAGGAGUGAAUGCCGCCGGUACCGCCUGGCUGGGAGGGCACCAAUCCUGCCUGCGGCACUGGUGGGCACCCAGAGCUGCAGCCGAGCCGUGCGUGAGCUGCAUGGGGCUCCUGGGCUUGUUGGGCUGGGGCUGGAUGGAAUUUUGUUUCACCCACGGAGCCUUCCGCCUGCCUGGGGUGCGCUGAGAUCCCCCCAAACCCUAGGGCUGGGACGUGUUUGUUACGGGUCCACCACCGACGGACACAAGAGCAGAGCCCACCGAGCAUUGGUUUGUUUCCCAAGGGCAUCAAUAAAACUUUAUUGCAGUGAAA
Cygnus atratus (black swan) is the source of this 1261-nucleotide messenger RNA. It is a transcript of the gene GPATCH4, whose product is annotated as G-patch domain containing 4. The transcript has 7 exons. Gene Ontology annotation, molecular function: nucleic acid binding. Lineage: Eukaryota; Metazoa; Chordata; Aves; Anseriformes; Anatidae. Gene Ontology annotation, biological process: regulation of ribosome biogenesis. Bases 72 to 959 code for a protein of 295 amino acids. The record is from RefSeq and is a predicted model, not a curated record. Gene Ontology annotation, cellular component: nucleolus.